Molecule: messenger RNA, 1746 nt
Organism: Lottia gigantea (owl limpet)
Lineage: Eukaryota; Metazoa; Mollusca; Gastropoda; Lottiidae
Exons: 7
Coding region: 1-1425 (474 amino acids)
Biological process (GO): monocarboxylic acid transport; transmembrane transport
Molecular function (GO): monocarboxylic acid transmembrane transporter activity
Source: RefSeq, a predicted model, not a curated record
AUGGCGGAUAUGUCUGUGAUAUCCAAAACAGCCUAUUAUUGGGUAGGAUUAUCUCACAGUCUACGUUCAGAUUGUAGAUCAUUCCAUAGUUUGAUGUCGAAGACAGAGCCAUGGUCUUGGGUUGUGCUGGUGGCAGCUUUUCUAGCAAUGUUUUCAAAUGGGUCACUCUAUUUAUCAACCGGCGUACUUCAUUUAGCUUUAAUGGAGAGGUAUUCAGAGGAAGGAGAAAAUAAAGUAGCAUGGCUGGGAUCUCUGUUUACGAGUAUGACUGGUUUAACGGGUCUAUUGGGCAGUUUAUUGAUAAAUACCUUUAACGUCAGGAUAUGUAUAAUAUGCAGUGCCUUUUUGAAUUUAAUUGGUUUUGCUGUAAGUGGUGUAGUGACAGAUAUCAAUAUAUUGUUUAUAACUUACAGUUUUAUUGCCGGUAUUGGACAAGCAUUAUGUUACACAGCAUCCAUGGUCGUAACCGGUUACCAUUUUAAAGAGAAAUCGAGUAUGGCGACAGGAAUAGUGACCAGUUCAAGUGGUCUUUCUUUAUUUGUUUUUCCACCACUAACACAACUAUUGGUAGAUACAUAUGGUCUAAACGGUGCCUUUUUGAUACUGGGUGCAAUAGGAUUCCAUGCAGCUGCUUGUGGAGCUGUUAUGAGACCAUCUGAAUAUGAAAAUAAAUCUUUUCAAUGUGGUAAACAAUCUUAUAGAUCUAGUCAAAUGUUAAACUCAACUUAUAAAGAAACAACAAAAGUAUCUGCAAUGUAUCAUAUGAAAAGUGUGCGAUUUUGGAUAUUUCUGUUUAGUUCUGCGUGUUUCUGUAUGGCUUUAUCAACUGUAUAUUUAUAUUUACCAAUGUUUAAUUCUUAUCACGGGACUUCCAAACGAAAUUCAGCUCUCAUUUUGUCAGUUGCGGGAAUAACAGGAACCAUUUCUCGGGUUCUUCUUGGAUUUCUAGCUUCUUCCGUUGAUGUGACCAUUGUGUUCAGUGGAGUAUUUGGAAUCAUUGGUACCAUUACAGUAUUACUUUUUACUAUGACAAAUUUCUCUGCUCAGAUAGGUUAUUCGGCAUUACUAGGUAUAUAUAGUGGAGGCUGUUGGUCAUUACAGCACACAUUACUGAUAGAUAUUGUUGGAAUAACGCACUUAUCUACAUGUUAUGGUAUAACUUUAUUGUUUUCCGGAAUUGGUUUAUUAAUAGGUCCACCAUUAGCAGAACUGAUCAUAACACAUUUCAACAAUUUAGACUAUGCAUUUAUAUUUGCAGGCUGUUUAUUCCUGCUAGCUUCAUUUUCUGGUUUGAUAUUGGGGUUCUUGAAGAAGUUCCAAAAAGGCAUCUUACCAGGUGAUGAAUUAACUAAGAAAGAAACAGAAUUGAUUGUAAUGAACGGUGAAUUUCACGAAGCUGGUGAAGAAACAACAAAUAUGUUAUAGGCAUAUUGACAUUAAUGAUCCCAAGAGACCAUAUGAAUGUAGAGUUCAAUAUGAAACUAUGUUCACAAAGUGUAAUCAAUUGUUUCUGACACAAAAUUUUGUCAAAAUAAGUUUUUCCGAUUCGACGUGAAUGAACCUAAGUAAAAUUGUCUACUAUCUUACGUAUGUAUUAAAUUGGUUACCAUUGAUGAUCAAAACCACUCUCGAAGUCUAUGUAGGUGCUGCCUUACAUAACCUGUAUCUCUUUUUCCGACGAAUAUUUUUUUUACUUGCUAAUCUAAAUAUACAGUUUGUACGUUAGAAAUAGAAAUCAAUAUGAAG